AUGGAAUUGGACAUGCCUCUUGAUUACUCAUCAUUCCAACUCUCACCAAAACAUUCAAGAUGUGAAUUGAUUUUUUCCAGUAUUGGAAACACUGAAAAGCUUGCAUCGGGUUUAGUGAAGCCAAUUUUGACACAUUUGAAGGUUGUGGAGGAACAAGUUGGAUCCUCAGCUCAAUUCAUUAAGCUUGAAGUAAAUAAACGUAAAAAUGUGGACUCAUGGUGCACAAAGGGAACACUUGAGAGGUUUGUUCAUUUUGUAAGUACACCUAAAAUUGUUGAACUAGUGAUCACCUUUGAUGCUGAGAUGUCUCAACUAGAAGGAUCAUCUGAUCAACCAUCGAGUAACAUAGGUGAUGGUAGAUCAAGCACAACAACUAGGGCUGAUGCAAUAAAGAAGGAGCUUUUGAGGGAAAUUGAUGUAAGGCUGAUAGCUGUGAAGCAGGAUUUGAAUACAGCUUGUGCUCGUGCCACUGCUGCUAGUUUUAACCAUGACCCAGUAGCUGACCUCCAGUUGUUUGCAGAGAGAUUUGGUGCCACUCGCCUAAAGAUCUUCGCAAAUAAGGUGGUGUUCUUUGAUUGGUUCAAGAUGAAACUUCCUCAAUGCAAAGACUCUCAUCUUAUGGUGGCGGUUUCUAGGCUAAACUCAAAGAUUUUAUCUAUUAUGCUACAACUUUGUGAAGUCGAAAUCAUCUCUUUUUUUUGGCUGCAAGCACAACUGAAGGCUUAG
Molecule: messenger RNA, 726 nt
Organism: Lactuca saligna
Lineage: Eukaryota; Viridiplantae; Streptophyta; Magnoliopsida; Asterales; Asteraceae
Source: the annotation of a GenBank genome assembly